AAGACUUUCUAAAGACUCCCGAGGCCUUGCGAGCGUAGAAGCUUGCACACAAACAAUUUAACGUCGCUUCUCUUGGAAGUGACUCGUGAACAGCCAUUGCAGCCGGUGCAAACAGUGAAACAGCGAAGACCUUCUAGGCUACUAGUGCAAGAAGCAGGGCACUGACGACCGCAGACCCUCGCAUUGGGUACUGCAAAGCAAUAUAAUAACAUUCCACUGGCGAUCACAGCGAGUGCUCAAGCUUUGCUGAACAGCCGAGGAUUCGUCGCGUCACAGCCGUCAGCUGACCUGGCAAGAAAUGCUCGCUCGCGCUCCAUCUAACAAAGGGGCCUCCUUGGCAGCUGGAUGCAGCCAGUCUGGUGGCGCCCUGCAAACCCGGGUUCAAUCAAUCGGCACACGCCGGGCCGCAGGGUCCAGCCAGGCGCCUCUCGCCAAUGUCGCUGGCGCUGGUUCUGCUGCAGUGGCGGUCACUGGCCGGCGCGCGUCGCGCCUGGCGCGCCUGCCCAACCUCAGCGUCGCUGCGCAGGCAGGCCGCGGCGGCAAGGGCAGCGGCGGCACUGACGAGGAGCCCGACUGGGAGGCGGAGAUGAGCAUCUUCAACCAGCGCAUCUCGCGACCCAACCAGCUGGCCACACUGAGGGAGCUGGAGGCCAAGACGGCGGUGGGCAAGGUGUUGUACUCGCGGGACGGGCUGGUGAUUGUGUCGGGACUCAACGCCGACGCGCCGUUGGGCACCAAGGUGUCCUUCCUCACAGGCACCGCAGGUGUGCUAUUGUGGCACCGCUCUGACAACCUGUCCUUCUGCCUCGUGCUGGGAGACCCGGCCACGGUGGUUGAGGGCACCCCAGUGGAGUGCAAGAUCAAGGGCGUGCUGCAGGUCGUGGACGAUGUGAAGGGGCCGGUGACACGCAAGGACUUCGACGUGUUCACAGUGCCCGCCGGGGACGAUACCUUUGGCCGCGUGCACGACCACAUCGGCCGCCACCUACCCGCCUUCGACAGCCCGCAGCAGCAACAGCAGCCGCAGGAGGCGGCAGGCGGAAAGGGCGCAGCGGCCGGCAGCGCGCGUGUGGCGCCGCCGGUGACGCGGCCGCUGCUGAACGCGCAGGUGGAGAUGAAGAACCGGGAGCAGAUCAACGAGUCGCUGCUGACGGGCGUCAAGGGCCUGGACAUCCUGACGCCCCUGGGCCGCGGCGCCUCCCUGCUGGUGAUCGGCCCGGGCGGCGCCGGCAAGACCCGCCUGGCGCUGGACGCCAUCAUGGCGCAGGCCGCAUUCUACGGCGGCGGCAGCAGCGGGGCGGCGGUUGCUCCGCCGGGUGGUGUGGUGCGCUGUGUGCUGGCGCUGGCGGGGCGGCCCGACAGCGAGGUGCAGGCCAUUGUGUCCGAGCUGCGCUCCAGCGGCGCCCUGGCCAACACCGCGGUGGUCACGGCCGGCGAGUCCGCCCCGCUGGCGCACCAGUACGCCGCCAUGUGCGCCGCAUGCUCCAUUGGAGAGCGGGUGCGUGACGAGGGCGGCCACGCUCUGGUGGUCGUGGACGACAUCAAGCCGCUCAGUGACGUGUGGGAGCAGCUGCUCAGCGGACUGGCGGGCCUGGGUCCGGCGCUGCUACGUGAGGGCCUGGUGAAGGACGACAAGGGCCGCGACAUGCCCGUCGUGCCGCCGCCCUCAGCAGCUGCAGCCGCCGGGGCAGCCGCGGAUGGCACAGCGGAUGCGGCGGCGGCGGCGGCUGCAGAGGCGGCGGACGCCGCCGCUGCUGCUGCUGCUGCGGCCGCGGUGCCGGGGCUGCCAGGCGGCGAUGACGACAACGCGCUGGUGGAGUAUGAGGGGAUGCUGGUGUCGGGGGCCGUGGCGCAGCGGCGAGGCUUCCUGUCCACCUUCUUCAUGCGUGCCGCCAAGAUGUCGCGGGCCAACGGCGGCGGCUCCAUGUCGCUGGUGCCGCUGGUGCCCGGCACAUGCGCCACUGGCGUCAGCAAACGCAUUGACAUGAGCAAGUACAAGACGCUCAGCCCGGAGCAGCUCGCCAAGCUGGAGGCCGCGUUGCGCGCCAAGCAGCUGGCUGAGGAGCUGGCCAGUGCGGGGUCUGGCGGCGGCGAGCUGGCCACCGAGGUGGUGGAGGAGUUCAUUUCGAUCGCGGACGGACAAGUGGUGCUGGACCGCAGGAGCACUGCGGCAGGUGGGACAGCAGCCUCGCCCUCCUCCUCCUACGCCGUCAACCCCAAGCUGUCCAUCACGCGCAUCGGCACACGCGCCUACUACAAGGCACUGGAGCUACUGGCGCCGCAGGUGCGCCUGGACCUAGCCCAGGCCGACGACGCACGCCGCUUUGGCGCCACGGCCAGCGCCGCCAGCGGCAGCAGCAUCGCCAGCGCGGACCUGUCGGCGGCGCCCGCAGCCGGCGGGGCGGCAGGCAUGGCGGCGGCGGCGCUGCGUGCGGACGCGAUUGCGCAGCGGCUGUCGGCGGCGCUGCUGCAAACACCAGGGGAGCCGGUGGCUUUGGCUGAGCAGGUGGUGACGCUGUAUGCGGUGCUGCGCGGCUGGACGGACGCCGUGCCGCCUCCCCAGCUGGCCGCCUGGCUUCGGGGCGCUCUGGCACACGUGCGGUCGGUGGCGCCGGCAGCCAUGCAGGAGCUGGGCCGCACCGGCAUCCUGACGGCGGCGGCGGAGAAGGCCAUCUCUGACGGUCUCCGCACCUUCACCUUCCGGCCCUGAGCGCCCCGCAGCAUCUGUGGCAGCGUCUGCGACUGCGGCAGCAGCGGUGGCAGCCGUGUGGCCAUCAGCUGACUGCCGAGCUGCGCGGCUGCUGCAAUAGAAUCCAGAGUGUACAGGCCGCGAGUGUUGGACUCUUUCUUGCGAGUGGUGAGAAGUCAGCUUGCUUGGGUUGUGAGUGCAGUGUCCAUGUGUAUAUUGAGUCAGAGCGGAGUGAGUCGAGACACGCGUUCGUGUUCAAUCAGUCGAUGCACAGGCAGUGGUGCCACUGCCAUCUUUCUUCCACACAGGGCUGCAUCACAGCAUUACUUGAUCCCUGGCCUGAACUGCAGUGACAGCGCCAUGUCGCUGGCAUUAGUGUGGCUGUUAUGUGGCACAGGGGUGGGCAGGAGUGGCAGCGGUGUAGGACGCUGUGUGCUGCUGCGUGUUGCUGGAGCGCUGCAAGCCUCGUGCAACCCGUACAUUUUGUGGUCUUGAGUAUGUAACGGUGUCCAACU
This is a messenger RNA of Chlamydomonas reinhardtii, 3204 nucleotides long. RefSeq lists its product as uncharacterized. The transcript is spliced from 15 exons. NCBI's taxonomy places the organism in Eukaryota, Viridiplantae, Chlorophyta, Chlorophyceae, Chlamydomonadales, Chlamydomonadaceae. The record is from RefSeq and is a predicted model, not a curated record. Gene Ontology annotation, biological process: proton motive force-driven ATP synthesis. Gene Ontology annotation, molecular function: ATP binding; ADP binding; proton-transporting ATP synthase activity, rotational mechanism. Bases 299 to 2710 code for a protein of 803 amino acids.